Messenger RNA from Kogia breviceps (pygmy sperm whale), 3003 nucleotides. It is a transcript of the gene PAPOLG, whose product is annotated as poly(A) polymerase gamma. Lineage: Eukaryota; Metazoa; Chordata; Mammalia; Artiodactyla; Physeteridae. Gene Ontology annotation, molecular function: RNA binding; poly(A) RNA polymerase activity. The record is from RefSeq and is a predicted model, not a curated record. Gene Ontology annotation, cellular component: nucleus.
GGGUCCAGGCCUUCAGGGGCGGGGCCGCAGCGGGCGAGGGGCAGGCUGGGAAGCGGCGCCAUAUUGGCGUCGGCCGCGCUGUAUUGUCAUAAAUAGAGCCGGUUUUCUGGUGUUUUCACUACUCGGUUGGAUGCCUCGGCCGUAGUAAGUGAGAGAGUGAGCGAGCAAGCGAGCUACAAGCGAGCGGAGGAAAGUGGACAGGAGAGGAGGAGAAGGGAAGAGCACGAACAGGACUCCAGAGCGAAAGACUCGCCGGUGAGGGAGGCGCAGGAAGCGAUGAAAGAGAUGUCUGCAAACACCAUGCUGGACAACCAGCGUCAACAAAAGCAUUAUGGAAUCACCUCUCCAAUUAGCUUGGCAUGUCCGAAAGAAAUUGAUCAUAUUUACACACAGAAAUUAAUUGAUGCCAUGAAACCAUUUGGAGUAUUUGAAGAUGAGGAAGAAUUGAACCACAGGCUGGUUGUUCUUGGUAAACUGAACAAUUUAGUAAAAGAAUGGAUUUCUGAGGUCAGUGAGAGUAAGAAUCUCCCACCUUCUGUUGUGGCUACUGUUGGUGGAAAAAUUUUCACCUUUGGCUCCUAUAGGCUUGGAGUACACACCAAAGGAGCUGACAUUGAUGCACUUUGUGUUGCUCCAAGACAUGUGGAGAGAUCUGAUUUUUUUCAGUCUUUUUUUGAAAAAUUGAAACAUCAAGAUGGCAUUAGAAACUUAAGAGCUGUAGAAGAUGCCUUUGUGCCUGUUAUAAAAUUUGAAUUUGAUGGAAUUGAAAUUGAUCUAGUCUUUGCAAGACUGGCAAUACAAACCAUAUCAGAUAAUUUAGAUCUAAGAGACGACUCUCGACUGAGAAGCCUUGAUAUAAGGUGUAUUCGCAGCCUAAAUGGGUGUAGAGUUACUGAUGAAAUUUUGCAUUUAGUGCCAAAUAAAGAAACUUUCAGACUCACCCUAAGAGCAGUCAAACUAUGGGCAAAACGACGUGGUAUUUAUUCCAACAUGUUGGGAUUCCUUGGUGGUGUCUCCUGGGCAAUGCUAGUUGCAAGAACUUGCCAAUUAUAUCCAAAUGCAGCAGCUUCUACUUUAGUUCAUAAGUUCUUCUUAGUUUUUUCCAAGUGGGAAUGGCCAAAUCCUGUGCUGCUAAAGCAACCGGAAGAAAGCAAUUUGAAUUUGCCAGUUUGGGAUCCUCGGGUAAAUCCAUCAGAUAGGUAUCAUCUCAUGCCCAUAAUCACCCCUGCCUACCCACAACAGAAUUCUACGUAUAAUGUGUCCACAUCAACUCGAACAGUAAUGGUAGAAGAAUUUAAACAAGGUCUCGCAGUCACAGAUGAAAUUCUUCAGGGGAAAUCAGAUUGGUCCAAACUCCUUGAGCCACCAAAUUUUUUCCAAAAGUAUAGACAUUAUAUAGUAUUGACUGCCAGUGCAUCAACAGAAGAAAAUCAUCUAGAGUGGGUUGGAUUAGUAGAAUCUAAAAUACGUGUACUUGUUGGAAAUUUGGAACGGAAUGAAUUUAUUACUCUUGCCCAUGUAAAUCCCCAAUCAUUCCCAGGAAAUAAGGAACAUCAUAAAGACAACAAUUACGUAUCAAUGUGGUUCCUUGGAAUAAUUUUUCGGAGAGUAGAAAAUGCAGAAAGUGUUAAUAUAGACUUGACAUAUGAUAUACAGUCAUUUACUGAUACAGUGUACAGACAGGCAAACAAUAUAAACAUGCUAAAGGAGGGAAUGAAAAUUGAAGCAACUCAUGUUAAAAAAAAACAACUUCAUCACUACCUUCCCUCAGAGAUUCUUCAGAAGAAGAAAAAGCAAAGUCUUUCUGAUGUCAGUCGAAGUUCAAGUGGACCUCAAUCCAAAAGAUCAUCUCUGGAUAGCAAUUGUUUGGAUAGCUCCAGAGACACUGAUAAUGGAACACCUUUUAAUUCCCCAGUGUCUACAAACAAGCCUUCCAAGCCUGAUAUUCCUCCUUCAGCAGAGACAGAAAGGAAUAAUGCUGAGCCUGCUGCUGUAGUUGUGGAAAAGCCACUGACUGUCCCGCCAGCUCAAGGGCUGUCUAUUCCCGUCAUUGGUGCAAAAGUUGACUCUGCAGUAAAAGCUGUAUCACCUCCAGCUGUGUGUACCAUUCCUACUGUAGUAGGACGAAAUGUCAUUCCUAGAAUCACAACACCCCACAACCCUGCCCAGGGGCAGCCACAUCUAAAUGGAAUGUCAAAUAUAACUAAGAAUGUUACCCCCAAAAGAUCCCACUCCCCAUCCAUAGAUGGGUCUUCUAAGAGGUUGAAAGACAUAGAAAAGUUUAUUCGACUUGAAUCAACGUUUAAGGAAUCACGUGCUGCUGAAGACAGAAAAAGAAAAUCAGUGGAUGCCAUUGGAGGAGAAUGUAUGCCUAUUCCAACUAUUGAUACAUCACGCAAAAAGAGACUGCCCAGUAAAGAACUACCAGAUUCAUCAUCUCCAGUUCCAGCAAAUAACAUCCGUGUCAUCAAAAAUUCCAUUCGACUGACCCUAAAUCGAUGCUGUAGCAUUCUCUCAUUGAUUGCUACAUACAGUUCUCUGAGGAUCACCUGCUAUCAAAUUAUCAUCUACAAUAUUAUGGCUUUGCGUUGGAGGUUUUACUGCCUUAACUUUCGAUGCUUGUUUCUCUGUUGUGGGAACCAGUUCUUGGCUCUCUGGACACUGAUAAAACAAGUCCUGAACACCGCCCCCCUCUUUUUUUUAAGUCUUAUGUUGUAAUCAUUGUAUAGAACUAAAAAAGUUGAAAACAAACAAAAAAACCCACAAAAACAAAAAAAUGUAAUUUUCCAAAUGUUAACACAUUUACUUUAGCAUUGAAGCCACUUUGUGAAACCUGAGAUAAAUGAAUGUGAGGUAUCUUCUCUGCUUUCCUCAUUUGUGUAGAUGUACUUAUUGUCUGUUCUGUUGAUUUAAAUUAUUUUUUCUCAGAUUGGCACAUGGAAUAUUUAAAUUUUUAUUGUGCCUUUCUAUCCAAAUGUUGCAUAGUUACCAGGGAGGAUUAGU